This is a messenger RNA of Cornus florida, 918 nucleotides long. RefSeq names its product putative glycine-rich cell wall structural protein 1. The coding region runs from base 80 to 631 and encodes 183 amino acids. The transcript has a single exon. NCBI's taxonomy places the organism in Eukaryota, Viridiplantae, Streptophyta, Magnoliopsida, Cornales, Cornaceae. The record is from RefSeq and is a predicted model, not a curated record.
UAUUUAAUUGUCCGCAACCUCUCUAAGUCUUCCUUCUCACUUAUCACAAUCUUCACCUGUCUUUUCAAAAUCAAACAUCAUGAACUUCAUAAACAUUUUUCUCAUAGCCUUCUUGCUCGCCACAGCCUCCCUCUCCUUUGCCACCCGACCCGACCCAUCUGGAUCCGCCAAAGCUCCGGCCAAGGCCAAAGAGAAAGCCCACAACAACACCAACAACAAAGGUAGUGCCGGAGGAAAUGGUGGGAACAGCAACAACAACAAAGGUGGUGAUGGCGGAGGAAAUGAUGGGAACAACAACAAAGGUGGUGGCGGUGGCAGCAGCGGAGGAAAUAGUGGUGGGAUGGGCGGAUUCCCCUUCGGUCCCGGAGGAGGGUUUAACAUUCCCGGGUUUGGAAACGUAGGCGGCGGGUACGGAUAUGGAUAUGGAGGUCCGAGUGGAGGGCACUCCAAGGGUGGGGUGAUUAGGCCCACCGUGGUCUGCAAAGAGAAGGGUCCGUGUAAAGGGAAGAAGCUGACGUGUCCGGCCAAGUGCUUCAGCUCUUACAGCCGAUCCGGGAAGAACUACGGUUCCGGCGGAGGUGGUGGUGGUUGCACCAUGGACUGCAAGAAGAAAUGCGUUGCUUACUGUUGAGAAGAAGAGCAGCAAGUAGAAGGUUCAACCUUCUCUCAUAUAUAUAAUAUUAUAUAUAUAUAUAUAUAGUAGUAUCAACUAUAUAUGCAUGUGAUGCUGUUGUAGUUUUGGUACUUGCUAUUUAGUAAGCGAUCUAAACUUAAUCAGUACUAUUAUAUGUAUAUUGGGCGUGAUUUUGGUGAAUGUUCUUCAUUUGGGUGUUUCUCUUCAGUUUUUUUCUUUAAUAUCAUAUAUAUCUAUAUAUAUAACUAUAAUUUUGAAUAAGAUGAGAGAAGAUUUUAUGAAAA